Messenger RNA from Procambarus clarkii (red swamp crayfish), 3261 nucleotides. RefSeq names its product serine/threonine-protein kinase unc-51-like protein Atg1 (gene Atg1). Gene Ontology annotation, molecular function: ATP binding; protein serine/threonine kinase activity. The record is from RefSeq and is a predicted model, not a curated record. Gene Ontology annotation, biological process: positive regulation of autophagy; response to starvation; reticulophagy. Lineage: Eukaryota; Metazoa; Arthropoda; Malacostraca; Decapoda; Cambaridae. Gene Ontology annotation, cellular component: phagophore assembly site; autophagosome; cytoplasm.
ACUUGAGCCACCAGAGGGGUCACGUGACGAACCCCCUCGUCGCCCUUCACUAUUAAAUCGCUUAAAUAUUAGUUGCCAUUUUAUAUACGGCAUUGAAUAUAGCGAGUUCGACCCUUGCAGACUUACUGUCAAUCAUGUCACUUAAUGCUUGAGAGUGUCGGUAGCAGAAUAAAGGCGCGAUAUUUAGUAUUGAUCGAGCAAGUGUGUUGGUGAGGCACAGUCGGCGGCCAUGGUGGAGGUGUAAGUGAUUAUCCACACCCGUACACCCACACAGUAUCCACACCGCCAUGGAGGUGGUCGGGGAGUACGAGUAUAGCACCAAGGACCUCAUAGGUCACGGUGCCUUUGCCGUGGUGUUCAAAGGUCGACAUAAACAGAAACCAUCGCUUACUGUGGCCAUUAAAAGUAUCACCAAGAAAAACAUCGCCAAGAGCCAGAAUCUCCUCAGUAAAGAAAUAAAAAUUCUUAAGGAGCUGACGGAGCUACACCACGAGAACGUUGUGGCCCUUCUCGAUUGCAAGGAAACUGUGAACCAUGUCUUUCUGGUGAUGGAGUACUGUAACGGGGGCGACCUGGCCGACUACCUUCAUGCAAUGGGCACGCUGAACGAGGGCACCAUAUGUCUCUUCCUAAUCCAGAUGGCGGAGUCGAUGCGAGCGUUGUACGGGAAGGGCAUCGUUCACCGCGACCUCAAGCCCCAGAACAUCCUCUUGUCUCAUGAUGGCAAGCCUAACCCACCACCUGAUAAAAUCACUCUCAAAAUCGCUGACUUUGGCUUUGCAAGAUUUCUCCAAGAUGGAGUAAUGGCAGCCACAUUAUGCGGUUCUCCUAUGUAUAUGGCUCCAGAGGUUAUCAUGUCAAUACAGUACGAUGCCAAGGCCGAUCUCUGGUCAUUAGGCACCAUUGUGUUCCAGUGUCUUGUUGGCAAGGCACCAUUUCAUGCCCAAACUCCACAGGCUCUGAAGCAGUUUUAUGAAAAGAAUGCCGAUUUAGCACCAAGAAUACCUGCUGGAACGUCACCAGAAUUAAUAGAUCUUCUCAUGGGGCUUCUAAAGAGAAAUGCAAAAGAUCGAAUGGACUUUGAAACAUUUUUUAAUCAUCCAUUUAUGCUUCUGAAAAGAAAUGAAAAGAAAAGUACUGAUGAGAAGCCAGCCUCGAGUAGUGGCUCAUCUUCUGUGCCUAUGCCCACAACCUUACCCACACCUGCAGCUACACCAAAGCCUGUUAAACGUGGUGGAACACACACACAACACACACAGCCAGCUCCAAGCCCACCUAUUGGUAACCUUCCCCCAUCACCAGAGGAACUUCGAAUGAGCAUUGACCAACGAAGUGGGAAUGAUCUUCCUUCAGCAUCUCCUGUAGUUGCCACCAAUAUACCAAAACCCACGCCUGUACCCAGAACUGCAAGUACACAAUUGCAAGAGGAAACAGAAGACUUUGUUAUGGUUCCUACUCAUAUCCCUAAUGAGCCAGAAGCAUCAAGAGUUCCACAAGGGUGGGGUGGACGUGUUCUGGCCAAACCAGGAGGGGUGGUUUACCAGAAAAAUCCUCCACAGUAUGGUCCCCUCACACCCCAAGUCCCUACAUCUCCCAGACCUUCUCAUCUUCCAGUCCAAGGUGGUAGCAGUGGUAGCACACACUCCAGCAGUAGUAGUGAAUCUUGUCGAUCCGGAGAGCCUGUCCCUGUUCCAUCCCAGCGAGCUACGUUUCAGCAGAUGACCUCUUCUGGCUCUUCAGAUCAGAUAUCUGCCACACUCCAACCCGAGUCUCCUAGACAUCAGGGAAUGUCGAGUAAUCGACCCUCGCCUCCACCUCGCUCACAACCAAUUAACAUGCGUAGAGUGUCUGAUCACAAAGCACCUGAUGUUGCUUCAUUGUCACCUCCUGCUGUUCAGUUCACCAUUGGUGAUCCUCCUAUGGGAGGGCGGCGAAGGUCAACAUCAGGGAGUUCAUAUUCAACAACACCACCGACGACUGUCGGGGUUACUGGUAACACCCAGGUAAUCCCAGGAGGUCGUCUCACUCCCACCAACUCACCUUUACGUCAGUCUGGCCGUCGUACACCUCCUUACGUGCCUCCCCAACUUUUCUCAGCUCCCCCUGUGCUGCCCCCUAUCCUUGGCUCUCCCACAAAAUUAGGUUUUGGCCAAGAUAACCCUGCUGGUGACAUCUGUGGCAACACCACCAACCUGCCUCACACAGCCCCACAUCGUGCUAUUACACUUCCUGAGAUGACCUCUGUAUCACGUGACCUCUUUAUGGGUGGUGCACAAGAUAUGAGUGUAGAUAGUAGUGGACUUCAGCGAUCGCGAACAGAGUCUCAUCUCUUGGAAUGGCAAGCUCGUGCUACGAGUCCACCUAAUCCUGGGAGACAACUUGUACAAUAUGGCCAGUCUGCACCAGCAUUCCUUUUGCAGGGUACACCAUUUAGUCAAGCGGACGGACAAGAUACUGUAGCUUUCUAUGCACCCCCUCUUCAUCAAGAAACUCUAAUGGAGCGUGAACACAAUGAAACAUUAGCCAAGCUAAACUUUGUGCUUGCAUUGGUAGACUGUAUCCUAGAAUUGGCUCGCUCUCGAGCAGCACCAAUCACAGCCUUACGACAAAAUACUACCAUGAGAGAAUCGGUAUCUGGAGGUUCACCUAGAGAUUCUGAUGGUUCUAUAAUGGCAGCCCCCCCACCUGAGUGGCAGCGAAGAGCAGAGCAGCUGGUACUCUACGUCAGAGCCUUGCAAUUGCUGUCUUCUGCACUCACUCUAGCAAAACACGAGAAAUCAACCAGUAGACUACAGCCCUCAAAUGCUGUGAAGAAUGUUGUGGGUGUGCUAAAUGACAGAUUUCGUCAAGCAUUGAGUAUCUGCAAGGAAUUGAACAGUUCUGGAGCAGUGACAGCAGUAGAUCCUAAAACAUCCACUAUAACAGCUGACAAAUUAAUUUACAAUUAUGCUAUUGAAAUGUGCCAGAGUGCGGCACUAGAUGAACUCUUUGGAAAACCAGAGGAAUGCUUCCGACGAUACCAAACUGCACAAAUCCUCCUUCAUGCUCUGGCUCAGCAAGUAGCACACGACUCUGACCGUGAUCUUCUCACACGCUACAAGCAGGCCGUCGAAAGACGAUUAUUUCUUCUUCAUGAGCAGGGAGUUGUGCAUGCAUAUAAUACAAAUGAAGCAUAGUAAACUGGAAACAGGUGUGUGUGUGUGUAUUUGUAAAUAAUUCACUCUCUCACACACACACACACACACACACACACACACACAC